Molecule: messenger RNA, 6592 nt
Organism: Bemisia tabaci
Lineage: Eukaryota; Metazoa; Arthropoda; Insecta; Hemiptera; Aleyrodidae
Source: RefSeq, a predicted model, not a curated record
GCCCGGUGAUUGUGCUCCCCCGAUAUUGCGCCCUUUUUAUGAUCGGUUUUCGGAUGACCUACAGUGAUGGUUCGGGCCUAGGAUACCGCGGAUAAUUCCAGUGGACCGUCAGUUUUCGUCGGUCCAGCCACGCUGCACCAUGCCGCGACGCUCGACAUGCCACAAGUAGACGAGUCCCCAGUGAACUGUGCUCUCCGUCGUGUCUUAGUUAAACUCCUCUAUAUUAUCUAGUUUUCGGUCUGUUCCUCGCAAGGAUACUUUUUCACUGCCAAACUUCCUCUACUCUGCUCGACCCACUUCAUCGUCCAAGGAAUUACCUUUUUACCUGUAAACAUGACCCGACUAAAAGUCAAAAUAGUCUCACAUAUGAUUAGCAUAGUGCUGCUACUAUUCCUGCAAUUAUGUCUCUUCUCAGCCGCGUACGGGAACAUCGUAAAAAGGCAAGGAGGUGCCGGUGGUUAUCAGUAUCCAGGUCCCAACGGACAACCAAACACACAGCAAAACAAUGGGCCUUCUCAACCUGAUGGUCCUGCAGGAUACAAUUAUCCAAGACCUAUGACGCCAGUAGGUGGACCAUCCCAGGGAGGGACAUUUGGUCAGCCAAACGGACCUUCUCAAUCCAAUGGGGGUGGAGGAUAUCAGUAUCCGAGGCCCAAUGGUCAAGCCGGUGGACCAGCGCCUGGAACGAAUGGGGGAGGUUUCCCUAGUACGCGGCCUAACUCACAACCGAAUGGAGCCACUCCCGCAGGGAACGGAGGUGGAUACCAAUAUCAAAGGCCCGGCCCGCAACAAGCAGGUGGACCCACGUCAAAUGGUAUAGGAAACGGUGGUGGAUAUCCAAACUCUCGACCCAGUCCACAACCGAAUGGAGGUAGCUCCGCUGGAAAUGGUGGAGGGUAUCAAUAUCCGAGACCUACCUCUCAGCAGCCAAGUGGACCUACUCCAGGAAAUAACGGAGGCGGGUUCCAAAACUCUCGGCCCAACUCUCAACCUAAUGGCGGAGGUUCACCAGGAAAUGGAGGUGGUUACCAGUAUCCACGACCAAGUCCUCAGCCUAACGGAGGAAGGCCAUCGGGUGGAUCAGGAGGUGGUUACCCAGCAUCCGGUCAACCGACAAAUGGAUUGCCCUCACCUACGUUUGGAGCACCCAGUCAACCACCUCCAAGACCAAGUCCUCAACCGGGUGGUUUCCCAUCUCCUAGUUAUGGGGUUCCCACUCAACCAGCCCCUAGACCCAGCUCUCAGCCAGGUGGUCAGCCCUCUGGAGGCAAUACGGGUUACAAUUAUCCGAGGCCUUCUCAACCUGGUAAUGCUCUGACUCCUUCUUUCGGAGCCGCAAAUCAGCCAUCUCCAGUGCCUAAUGUUCCUCAGAGGCCUGGAGGAACAAACAGUUUUGCGUCGCCUGAUCAAGUGCCAGUAGACAAUUACGGAGCACCUCAGCCAGUUUCCAUCAACGGAGCAUCUAGUCCUCCACAAGGGCCUAACUCUGCACCUCCAUCCACACGCCCUAACAACAAUGGCAAUGGAGGCUCACAGGGCCCUUAUCCUUCCUUAAGACCAACCUCAACCCAACAGUCAUCUGGUGGUUAUAAUUACCCCGGACCCCAAACUCAAGGUUCCCCGAGCAGACCAUCAGGACAGAGACCAACCUCUAGUGGCUAUAACUAUCCUCCUCCAACACAGUCAUCUGCUGGCUACAUUUUCUCUUCCUUCCCUCAACAAGUUCUAACAACAUCUGCAGCACCUGCCACGUACAACACGAUUCCAUCGUUGCAACAAUCUAAUCGUCAGCAAGCUAAUUUUGCACCAAACUCGCAAUCAUCGGGCGGAGGUUACAACUAUCCCAGCCCAGCUCAAAACCAACCUCAGCAACCAGCAGGCGGUCCGAAUCCUGGAGGCCUUCAACCUACAUCAGGGACUCGGGGAUACGUGUACCCCGCUCCUUCUCAAAAUCCGUCAAGCCCUCCCUCAAAUAAUUUCAGUCCUCAGAGGCCGAGCUCUCCACCAUCUAGCUCUCAGAACGGAUACAACUAUCCCAGCCCCACUCCAGCAAGACCUCAGUCAACUCCGCAACAACCAGGAACUUUCCAAGGGUAUCCUUCCUCAAGACCUCAGCAACCAGCAGGGCCAACCGGUGGUUACCCAGCAGCGCCUCAGACUCCAACACCCAGCUCUGGCGGGAAUGGAAACGGUAAUGGCAUUUCGGGGCAAACGCCUGGCUCUGGAUCUUUCCCUGGUUACUCUUAUCCUUCCCCUAAUCCGGCACCUACAUCUCCACCACAACGACCUUCAAAUAAUUUCGGGCCCAGUAUACCCAACGUUCCACCAAGCACAAGUUACGGCGUCCCCGAUUUACAGCCAACCCAGGGUGGAGGAAACUCUCAAUCAGGGUAUAAUUACAAUACACCAUCACAACCAACCCGGGGCCCCGCAACGAGUGGCCCUCCCAGACGGCCGCAGGCUCCCUCGCCUAGCUAUGGUGCUCCACAACAGCCGACGAGUAAUUCUGUAAGACCGACUAAUUCGUAUAACACAAUAGCAAAUUCAUCCCCUCAGCCGGCAUCUUUCCCUUCAUCAACGAAUCUAGGUGGAGCACAAACUCCUGGACCGACGUUCGGCCAGAAUCCAGGAACCCAGCAAUUACCUUCCUCGAACGGUUUCAACUCCCAACAAACGCCAUUCUCCAAUUACGGACCUCCACAAUUACCGAGCUCUCCACCGCCCAGUAACGGAUCUCCUCAGCCUCCGCAAGGUUAUUCGUAUCCGUCACCAAAUCAGCCCACUCAACCCCAAACAUCGAAUCCCCCCAGCAGUGCAUACACGAAUGCUUUUCCAUCCCCCUCUUUUUCAUCAAAUUCUUUGAGUCAAAGUGGUUUCCAACAACUUCAGAGUGCCACGCCAGAUUUUACAGAUCAGUCAAGUGGAGCUCCGAGCGCAGACUACCUGCCACCAGAUACUAAUGCUCCUGUUAACCCCGGUAGUUCAUCUAGUUUUAGUAAUUCUGGGCUAACUAGUGCGCAGUAUAAUACGCAAAGACCAAUAGAAUUCACAACGGCGAAACCUAAUAAAUUUGCAGGUCAGUCGUUUGAAGUUUCUCCUGUCGUCCAAUCAAUCAGUUUUGGAAUACCAUCCCAGACUCUGGCAAGUAUAUCUGAACUAAUCAACGGUGCUAAAACUAAUAGUCCAGGUCCAGCUCGACAACAAACAGCCCCAUCCCGUCCAGGGGACUCAGGAUAUUCUUAUCCUCGGCCGCAACCAGCAGGGCCCACCAAUGGGCAACCCCCGUCAAAUGGUGGUAGCGGCACGUCAAAUGCUACUCCAAAUGGAUAUCCUAGUGGUGGCCCACCAAGCUCAAAUAAUGUACCUGCCAGGCCCUCUCAAAGUUAUGGCCCACCUCAGCAAGGUCCAAAUGGAGGUGGCCAAUCGUUCGUGCCGCCUCAACAGGGCUUAAACGGAAGCCCUGGUCCAUCGCCACCUUUUCAGCAAAACGUUCCGCAGUCACCCUCCCAAAGCUACGGGCCUCCACAGCAGCAACCGGCCCAGCCUGCAACGCCAUCAUUUAACUUUGGUCCAAUGCAGCCCGUACCAUCUCAACCAACUAGGCCUGCUCAACCAGUUCCUAGUUAUGGGCCACCACAGCAACAACCAUCUCAACCGUCCCAACCAUCUCAACCGUCUCAACCAUCUCAACCAUCCCAGCCAUUCCAGCCAUCUCCACCGACACAACCAUCUCAACCUGCUCAACCCCCUCAACCUCAACCAGGUCUAAGUUACGGGCUGCCUCAGCAACAAGCACCAAGUCUCACUCAGAACUUUGGACAACCUCAACAACCGGCUGGUCCCACUCAAAAUUAUUUGCCUCCAUCCCGGCAGGCGCUAAGUCAAAAUCAAAACUUUGGGUCUUCCACUCAAGGAGAAUCGAGUUUCUUACAAAACUAUGAUUCAUCAUCACAGCAACAAUCUGGCUCACCUUCGAGUCAACUGCAGGGUGAGGCUCCUUCAUGGGCAUCGUUUGCUGUUUCCAGUUUUGAAUCCCCGGCGUUGCCAUUCCAGCAACAAACUAUCUCUACUUUCUCUGUGGACUAUGAUUCCUCACAACAAUCGGGGUCUGCUGGAGGCUUUGGGGCAUCUUCGGGUGAAUAUAGUAGUCUGCAACAAUCUGGUUCCAGCUCAUACUCUGACCAAAGCUCUACCAGAGAAGGAUUUCCUGGAAAUGGCCUGGACUCAGCGCCUGUCUCAUCGACUCCACCAAAUUUGCCAUCACCCGACGAUACAAAGUACAACGAAAUUCAACCAAAUAAUGGCGGUGUGCCUGAAACCCGACAGCAAGGUUACGACAGCAAUGGUGGAUACAUUUACUAGUCGAAAAGUGGUUAUGAUAUUUUAUGUCGCCAUACAUAACUGAUGGAGUAAGUCGAUGCUGAGUUUUUCAUGGAUUUAAAUUUGCGAUGUUUCUUUUUUGGACGAUUUUAUUACCUCUAUUCCAUGUAGUACGCCUUUUUAAAAAUAUUUAAUGUUUUUAUUACAGAUUUCGUUGCUGAAGCUAUGGACAACUAAAUGAGACGCCUGAUUAUGAAGAGAUAAAAAGAAGGAGUAUGUUUUUGAAAGAUUAAAAAAGCGCCACUGAAAAUAGUUGGACUUUCGGCAAAAAGACAGAUAUAAAGCGUUUUUACUGAAUGUUUUCAAUCUUCAGACCAACAGCUCAUAGUUUCACCGGAUGCAUUGGUCAAUGGAAACAUUCGCAUGAUACGUGCACGAAAAGGUGGAUGCAAUCUAUUAUCAUCUAAUAUCUGCGAAGAGCAUUAACUUGCUUUGAAUUCUUCAUUUGAUGAAAUUUUGUAGCAGGAUUUAGAAUGUCAGUUCAUAUCUGGUUUUUACAUUACCAUUAGUCAUGAACAGCACAAACUCAAGUUCACAAUUCGACUAAAAUUGAACAUGCUAAUUUUAUGAAAAACUCAGUUAUCAGUGUCUUUUCCAAACAACACUGGGCAAAAUAUUAUCUUGGAUCCAGAUUCAAGAAUCUUAAAAAAUUUGACAAGAAGAAAUACUAUUGAAUCAAUCGAAUUUUUUUUCGAAUCGAAAGGGACUCUGUUUAAAUUAAGAGGCUUGGCUCUCGAUUCAAGUAAAAAUCUGAUUAAAUCAAGAGUUUUUUUUGUCAACUUUUUUAUGAGUCUGGAAUCUGAAUCCAAGAGACUCUUUAUCCAGUGAACUCCAGUAGUUAAGAUUAGCCAUUGUUCCAUGUCCAUCCCGUUCUAAGAAAAUUGAACGUAAGAGAUGCACUGUACUAUAUUUGAAGACAGUACUAAAUCAAAAAGUUGUUCUUUGUACGUAUAUUUAUGCCCUCGUAAUGAUGUAGUUCCAAUCGUACGUAAGAUUUUUAGUUUACGACCGUCUUCUUGCGGAAAUCUGUCCUCGAAUGAAUUUCACGUACUUCAUUUUCAAUUGAAUUCCAACUGAAAUUAAUGUCAAGAGAUAAUCAGAAAGAUAAUCACCAUUCAUUGAUUGUCAUUCACAUAUGUUAAGAUUAUUUAUUUUCUAAGAGAAAUCCGUAGCGGAAAUUGUUGAUCUUUGAUAGAACUUCAACCACAGACCCGACGCUUUGUGUAUGUGAUAUUUGAAUAACUCGUAUUAUUUUGUAAACUUGCCUACCUAUCCAACUGGACUCACAUGUGGCUACUUAUAAUGAAAGGAGCACAGAGUCCAAUCAACAUAAUGGUAGUCUCAAUAUGGUGGUAAAGCAUGAAUUCCUGACGCCAUAGAUUUUUUUUAGGCCGAGGAUACCUUUGAGACCUACAAAUGUUGCAAAUUUUAUUUCUUUGAACACAUUUACUUUAUCUCAGUCACAUAGACAAGUUUUCUCCCCUUUAAUCUCAAAUUACAGGUCAUUUAAAAGUAAUUUCCAUUUUUUUUUUCGUGGGAAUUGAAGGAUGGGGGGGGGGGGGUGAAGAAAGGCUCAAUGAAUACUCCUUCCAAAAAAGGAGAUACUCGUAUCAAAAGUGUUACCAUGCCUUACUUGAAUAAAUUUUACUUAAUUUUGUACAGCCGAAAAAAGUGCCAGUUAUAUGUUAUGUAAUUUAGCUGUAAAUUGUCUUAAGUUAAAACAAAGAAAAAUGAAAAAAAUUCGACCAAACGAUGUCGUACUACACUGACUCAUCGCGAGAGAAUGUCAGAGAGAUAUUUGUUUAAAGUGAGUAAAUAUUUUUAUAUAGAAGAAUAAUUUCUCCCGUAAUGUAGAUGUAGAAAGUAAGUUACCUAUUUAUUAAAAUAAAAAUAAAAAUUUAAAAAAAAAAACAAAACAUUUAACUAAGUGCAAUCAGAAUAUAUUCUAACUGUGAUGAUUUUUUCAAACAGCCCUGAGCUUAAAAUUGUUACCAAUUAGACAACUAUUACUUAAAGUUACCCUAAUUGCCUUCCUACCAAAACGCACUUACAUCACUCAGAAUAAUGUGCCUUUUUGACACGAAAUUGUUUACCUACCAUGUAUAUUUUUGGAAUCGAAAGGCUAAAGCCGCAACUUUUACCGAUAAGUGUGAACUAUUGUGGAGUUAUUUUGUAAAUAAAAGUCACUGACUUUACUUCAUACAAUGUUUAA